CACUCAAGCGCGGAGCUGUGCUUGGAUUGGAGUUGCCACGGUCUUAUCUGGAGCCACCCCUAGAGACGCAUCCCUUGCCAGGACUCGAGUUUGACUUUCACUCUUCUCCAAGGGCUUGCAGAGCACCUUUAAAGGGGGGGGGGGAAAAAAAGAUGGAAGCUCUUAGAGUUCCGAUGUUCAUGCCCUGCUCCUUUGAAAGCUUGUAUCUCAGUUCAGAGCAUCCUGGGGCUUCCAAGCCUCCCUUAAGCUCCUCCAGUAUGACAUCACGAAUCUUGCUACGACAGCAGCUCAUGCGUGAGCAGAUGCAAGAGCAAGAGCGUCGAGAGCAGCAGCAGAAGCAGCAAGCAGCCCAGUUCAUGCAACAGAGAGUCCCAGUCAGCCAGACACCAGCCAUCAACGUCAGCGUGCCCAGUAGUCUGCCCCCAGCGACUCAGGUACCAAUGGAAGUCCUCAAGGUGCAGACUCACCUUGAAAACCCAACCAAGUACCACAUUCAGCAAGCCCAGCGGCAGCAGGUGAAGCAGUAUCUUUCUACCACUCUUGCAAAUAAACAUGCCAACCAAGCUCUGAGCUUGCCCUGCCCAAAUCAGCCUGGUGAUCAUGUCAUGCCAUCUGGAACGGGAAGCAGCGCACCCAACAGUCCGAUGGCUAUGCUCACGCUUAACUCCAACUGUGAAAAAGAGGGAUUAUAUAAAUUUGAAGAGCAAAGCAGGUUAGAGAGUGAGUGCCCGGCUCUGAACACGCACUCACGAACAUCAUGCAUGCAGAUGGAUGAUGUUAUUGACGACAUAAUUAGUUUGGAAUCGAGUUACAAUGAAGAAAUCCUUGGCCUGAUGGAUCCGGCCCUGCAAAUGGCGAAUACGUUACCUGUAUCUGGCAAUUUGAUUGACCUGUACGGUAACCAUACAAGUUUGCCUCCUCCAGGGCUAAACAUCAGCAACUCUUGUCCUGCUAAUCUUCCCAAUAUAAAAAGGGAGCUGACAGCAUGUAUUUUUCCUACAGAGUCAGAAGCAAGGGCAUUGGCUAAAGAGAGGCAAAAGAAGGACAAUCACAAUUUAAUUGAAAGAAGAAGAAGAUUUAAUAUUAAUGACCGCAUUAAAGAACUAGGCACUUUGAUACCCAAGUCAAAUGACCCGGACAUGCGCUGGAAUAAGGGAACUAUUUUGAAAGCAUCGGUGGAUUAUAUCCGCAAACUGCAAAGAGAACAGCAGCGCACAAAAGAACUUGAAAACAGGCAGAAGAAAUUGGAACAUGCCAACAGGCACCUCUUGCUUAGAAUACAGGAGCUUGAGAUGCAGGCUCGAGCACAUGGACUUUCCCUUGUUCCAUCUACCGGCCUUUGCUCACCUGACAUGGUAAAUCGGGCCAUCAAACAAGAACCUGUUAUUGACAACUGCAACCAGGAUAUCAUACAACAUCACACAGAUCUUUCUUGCACUACUACCCUUGAUCUUACUGAUGGUACCAUCACUUUCAGCGAUAACUUAGGAAAUGUGACUGACUCUAGCAAUGCCUACAACGUUCCCACAAAAAUGGGAUCCAAACUGGAAGAUAUCUUGAUGGACGACACUCUGUCCCCCGUAGGUGUAACCGACCCACUACUUUCCUCAGUGUCACCUGGCGCUUCAAAGACGAGUAGCAGGCGAAGCAGCAUGAGUAUGGAAGAUACUGACCAUACUUGUUAGCAGAUGAUGCUUAGCACAGUCUUUCAUCAACUGCAUCAUUUCCUGAUCCGUAGAUGAAAUAAUUGACCUUUUUAGGUUUUCUUGAUUUUUUUUUUUUUUUUUU
Molecule: messenger RNA, 1788 nt
Organism: Gavialis gangeticus (Gharial)
Lineage: Eukaryota; Metazoa; Chordata; Crocodylia; Gavialidae
Gene: MITF
Product: melanogenesis associated transcription factor
Exons: 10
Coding region: 153-1685 (510 amino acids)
Biological process (GO): regulation of transcription by RNA polymerase II; melanocyte differentiation
Cellular component (GO): nucleus
Molecular function (GO): RNA polymerase II cis-regulatory region sequence-specific DNA binding; protein dimerization activity; DNA-binding transcription factor activity, RNA polymerase II-specific
Source: RefSeq, a predicted model, not a curated record